AUGGCAGCCAACGAAAGAUAUGAAGAGAAAGUCCACGAGGCUGACGUUGAGGAGAAUGAAACUCGCUUGGGUUCUUCUCCAAAUGGAAUCGACAUUGAAGACCGCGUUGCCCAUAUUCAUGCAAAGACCGUCAUCCUUGUGUUUUCGGUAUACCUGGCUUACCUGGCCGGCGGAUACAACAUUGUCGUCGCCGGAGCAUACGGCCGCGACAUAGGUAUCGAGCUAGGGGGAGAAUCCCAGUCAACCUGGCUGGUUCAGAUUGUAACGAUCAUUAUUGCGGUCCUCAGUCCACCGAUCAGUGAGGCUGCAGACCUAUGGGGUCGGAAAUGGUUUCUUGUUACUUUAACAGCUUUAGGUGUCGUUGGAUGUGUGAUCACUGGCGCCGCUAGUUCCAUGGCCAUGGCCCUGGGAGGUCAGGUCCUCUCAGGGAUUGCUUGUUCGUCCCAACCGCUAGUGCAUGCCAUUCCAUCAGAAGUCAUCCCACGCCGAUACAGGGCGAUCGCCCAGGCAGGCGUGAAUAUAUCUAUCGCGCUCGCUGCUGUAAUCGUACUGCUUGCUGGUGGAGCACUUACACGAAAUGGUAAUCACGCCGGCUUCAGAGUCUUGUUCUAUAUCAAUGCAGGGCUAUUCGGUAUUGGGGCAGUGGCUGUUGCUGUGUUGUACAAUCCUCCUCUGAGGGAGUUGCAGACUGCGUAUACGCAACGACAGAAGCUGGCUAGGCUCGAUUGGAUCGGUAUCGCUCUCCUGUCCGGCGGGCUCACACUCUUCUGCAUGGCUCUGGUAUGGUCGCAAAAUCCAUACUCAUGGAAAGAUGUGCACAUUCUUGCACCGUUCGUGAUCGGAUGCGUCCUGCUCUUGGCUCUUGGUGCAUACGAGACAAAAGGAAGGAAAGACGGCAUGUUCCACCACGAGCUGUUCAAACGUGGCCGGAACUUCAGCCUGUCCAUUGUUUGCAUCUUCGUGGAAGGCUUGGUCUUCUUUGCUGUAAACAAUUACUUUGCGUUCGAGGUCAGCACACUUUAUGAGCACGACUCGCUUUAUGUCUCAUUGAGAUUCAGCAUUUGUUUCUUCACCUUCGCCGUCUCGACUGCUCUUACCGGUCUCUACUGUACCUGGACGAAGGCCGUACGUUUCCCAGUGCUUGUUGGAUUUGGCUUCUUUACCAUAUUCAUGGUAGUCAUGUCUACCGCCAAGGUUGGCAGUAGUGCCGCUGUAUGGGGCUACACGGUAUUUUUCGGUAGUGGGCUAGGUAUUCUUUUGAAUACUUUGAUGACUGCCGCUCAACUUGGGACCCCGCCUGACCUUAUUGCUUCGGCGUCGGGUCUGAUGAUCAGCACAAGAAGCGUGGGCGGUAGUAUCGCUCUGGCUAUCUACAACGCGAUAUUCACACACACGCUGUCGUCCAACCUUAAUUCAAGGGUGCCUGCCGCUGUUCUGCCUCUUGGACUACCACCGAGUUCUAUCGGCCUAUUCAUUGGAGCAAUGACUUCUGGUCAGACUGAUGGACUCACACAGAUCCCAGGAGUCACGAGCGAGGUUAUUGGAACAGGGGGAAAUGCAGUCCUUCAAUCGUUUGUUAUUGCAUUCCGAUACGUUUGGAUCACUGGUGCAAGCUUUUCUUUUGUGGCCAUGAUCGCAGCCUGGUUCCUCCUUGAUACCAAAAAGGAAUUCAAUACUCAUAUUGAUGCGCCUGCAGAGACGGAACAGGCCCUCUACGGAGAGAAAGUACAGCCCCGUGCUUGA
Exophiala aquamarina CBS 119918 is the source of this 1743-nucleotide messenger RNA. RefSeq lists its product as uncharacterized. Gene Ontology annotation, cellular component: membrane. Gene Ontology annotation, molecular function: transmembrane transporter activity. The record is from RefSeq and is a predicted model, not a curated record. The transcript is spliced from 3 exons. Lineage: Eukaryota; Fungi; Ascomycota; Eurotiomycetes; Chaetothyriales; Herpotrichiellaceae. Gene Ontology annotation, biological process: transmembrane transport. The coding region runs from base 1 to 1743 and encodes 580 amino acids.